UAAUGGUUGUAAUGCGAGGCGAUGGACUUAUGUCUGCGGAUGUUCGGGGGACGGCAUUGGAUGUUCUGGCAAAUACUGAGUACUUGAUUGUUGGAGGGUCAAAUCAAAUCUCUCUUUACCUUAUGGGAUCAUCUAGUACUAGUACAAUCACAAAAAUUCGUACAAAUAGAUCAUUGGUUCGUUUGCUGAAAUUCAAUCCAGUAAUUGCGACUGGACGUUUUGCUAGUGUGUCUGGCCAAUACAUUGAUAUUUAUACACUUGGACAACACGCACAAAUUCAGCAGUUAGCUUCAUUUACAGCUCAGAAUAGAAAAGUUUCUGAUUUUUGCUGGUGUCCACAUGAUGAACAAUUAAUGAUUAGCUGUGGAGAAUCUGAUUAUGUCAAUUGUUGGGAUUUACGUGUUAAUUUAACCAAGCCGAGUUUUCAAGUAACUGCUGCAUUUGGCGCCAACCAAUCCAAAGUUGCUCCUCAUCUUCAAAAUUUUCUUUUAACAACGCAUGGGUCUGAUACACGUCUAUGGGAUUUGAGGCAUACUGUUCAUCCGAUUAUGCAAUUUUCAGCCCAUGAUUCGCGUGUACUUUGUCUUGAUUGGCAUCCACAUUGCCAGAUGCCUAACAGUUUUUUCACUUCUGCGAAUGAUUCAACACUUAAGGUAGUUAUUUUGCUUAUUUUUAAUAAAUAUUCUUAUCAGCUUUGGAAUAUGUCAAAUCAACAAAAUUCACCGACAGUUGUAAGCGUAGCCCAAUUUAGUGCUUGGAGACUUGUUUUUUCGUUUGAAGGUCAGGAAUUGGCUGCAUUGUCUUUACCACCUGUUAAUGCACUGGCACUUUAUUCAAAUUAUGGAUUAGAAAAUCCACGUCUUCUUCGGGGGAUUGAGAGAGAUACAUUAAUGGACGCUGCUUGGUUAAAAUCAACGAAUACAUUAAAAUCAACCACCAAAUUCCUCUAUACACUUUCUAAUCUUAAACACAAAUUAUGUCGACAUGCAAUUGCUUAUGAAUUUUCAAAUGAACUUCGGGAUGAAAUGUCUACUCCUAUAUUACAAACAAAAGCUGAUGAAGAAAGUGAUAGGCUUGUGGCGGUUUCUGAACAACGCCAACAUUCUGCCAGUGAACUUGAACGACGCCAUUUUUCUAUAUUUGAAGCUUUUGGUGCUGAAAAUUUAUCAAGCAAUGAAUCUGAUAAUACAGAAAAUUAUAAAAUUACCACUACAUUAACUUCUGAAUUUGAGAAAAAUAAAACUUUUGAAGACGAACAUGUCCAACAACAACAUAAUCAAAUGGAUGAACACAAAUUAAUUUCGCCCACUGCUUGUCAAAAUUUGGCACUUGAAACUGAAGAAGGAAGUGUUUGCCCCCGACGAACUAUUCCAGCAUCUGCCUCUUCAUCAUCACUCGGUCCCAUCAAAGUACAUCAACAAGUCCCCUCUACUGUUGGUAGCACUAUUCCACAAUCACCCAGUUAUUCUGAAUGGCAACGUUGGAUUAAAGCACCAAAUACAAUAGGAGGUGAUCUGUUAACUGAAUUAGAGGCACUUAGAAAGCAUACAACUGAAGGUCUUUAUACAACUGAGGAAUUUAUUGACAAUGGAUUGGUAUUUGUUGACAUUUUACAAAAUGAUUCCCCAUUUACGUCAGCCAAGGCAUCAUUGUUUCUCACACUUUUACAGCAAGAAUGUGAUGAACAAUUUAAAAUUACCAGUGAUCAAACUGUUCUUUGUAGAGUUUUUGGCCCACCUCCUUCUGCUUCAUCAGUUAUUGAUACGUCUAACCAAUAUCCCUCGAAAGCAAGUUCCCAAUCUGAUUCGACCGGUGAUGAAAGAAAUUUGCUUGCUUCCUUAGCUGCCGAAGCAACUGAAAGGGGAUCAAUUAUUUUUGGUGAAAGUGAUGCAUUAGCACCUAAUCAUAAACAAUUGGAAGCAGUUCCUUGUUCAUAUAAACCAUCUCCUUAUGAUAGUAGAGUCCCCACUCCUAGAAAUUGUGGAGCACGAUUUAAUCGGUAUCUAGUUGCUUUUGGAAUUGUUGAUCAUAUUUAUAUUCGCAAGAAUGAAGAUUUUUGUGGAGGUGUUUCACAUCAAUUAACAGUUGAUGACAGAAGGGAAGAGCGAAGUAUUCCUCGUAUAGUUCCUAUGCCUGCAUCAAUGCGAGGCGUGCAAAUUGAAAAAUCUGGAGGAAUAAAAUCCGAUGGUAUUCGUCUUCAACAGUCAGAAAGUCAAUCACCUUAUCCUCGUUCCUUGGCUGAAUAUUGUAUUUUUGUCAACCCAACGCCACCGUCUUGUCUCCGCCAAUCUUCUUCAACUUGGAAUGGAUCUUUUCAGUAUUCUCCUCCAAUAAGAUCAAUAAGUUAUGUUAUACCCCCUACUAUUGCACAUGGGUCAAAACCUCAUAGUAUUUCUGAGUCAAUGAAUCAACUCUGUUCUGGUGUGAGUGGGGAAUAUCAGAAGAAAUUGGGAGAAGUUGAGUCAUCAAAGCAAUCGCAACAACAACAGAAAACUCAAUUUAUACAAAUUAGUCAACAAAGACCAAUAAUAAGUGAUUCACGCGUUUUUGGGACUUCUCCAAAUUCAUCAUCAAUAAUAGAACCAUAUGGACAUAGUUUCUCACUUCAAAAUGUUAUGCAUUCUAUUCGACAUCGAGGUAAUUCAAUGUCGAGUGCACUUCCACAAACAACUGUCGGUGAUACAUCUUCAUCAGUAGAGCAAUUAACUACAUCGUCAACGUUUCAUAAACAGUCAAUUGACGAAAAUUUAUUUUUAGGGCUAGCAGCGGUUAUGCCUGAACAAGUAUUUAAUUCAACUGUUCUAAUAUACGAUGCUUCAACUCUUCUUCCAAUUUCACAGCCCUUGGCCAAAACAUACAAAUUACUCGGUGAUAAUCCUUCUGAAAUUUGUCGUCAUAAUUUUGAACAAGUACUUAAAUAUGGUUGUGGUCGUUCUGAUUUAUUAGCACUGUGGCAAUUUCUUGAGCAAUUAAUUUCCUAUUCAAAACCUUUCUCUUCAGCACAAAAUGGUGAUAAUAAAAAAUCUGUUCAUCUGCAAUUUGGCCGUCUCUACAAAAUCGAAUCUGCGAAAAUUCUACGCGCUGCUAGAUCAGUUGAAUUAACAGAAAUUCCAUGGAAUUCUCACCCAUUGGGAAGAGAAUUAAUAAAUAGAUUAUUAGAGCAUUAUGUAUCUAAAUCUGAUUUGCAAACAGCCGCAGUUAUUAUUUGCUUGUUUAAUAUCACAAAAAAUAACAACAUCCCAAGGAUUAAGAUUCGUAGAAGAUCAACAACAUGGACAGACAAUACUAAAAUUGGAAUUCUUAAGCAAAGCAAAACAACUGAAGAUAACACUAUUAAUAUCAGACCAACAACAAAAACAAUUUCAACCUCCUCUUCUUCAGCUGCAUUAUAUAUGCAACAAAAUAUUUCUUCUAUGCCAAUUACUACUAUAUCAGAACAUAAUGUUACAGCAAUAAUUCCACAACAUCUUAACCGUAAAACUUCCGCGGCAUCAAAUGCUGUUUUCUCAGCAAAUGCUCCUCUUGAUCAAUUUUACACGACUAGAGGUAGACAAUAUGUAGAAGCAAUAACAUCUGCAAAGGCAGCAAUUACUACAACUGUUGACCGUUUAUCUCCUUCCCCUGAAUACUUGUCGUCUUCCUCUCCAAAACCAAAAACAACUUAUACUUUACCUGCAAGGAAAGAAAGGAAUAAUAAUUUAUUGUCUUUGGAUCCAGCACUUUCUAAUCGGUUUAAUGAAGUUAAACGUAUAUAUGCUGAUAUUCUUUAUCGAUGGCGAAUGUAUAAAAAAUGUGCUGAAGUUCUUAAACAUUGUGAUAGUGGUAAAAACGAUGAGUCAAUUGAAAUAAUAAAAACUUUAAUUUGGUGUCACUUUUGUGGACAACAAAGAAGAGGAGAUUCUUUUUGUUGCAUAAAGGGACGGAGAACAUCAUCGAUUGGUAUCGUCACAACUUGUGUAACUUGUAGCCAUGGUGGACAUUUAACACAUUUGGCAACAUGGUUUGAUACACAAUCACAAUGCCCACUCGGCUGUGGAUGUGAAUGUAAAUUUUGA
This is a messenger RNA of Meloidogyne enterolobii, 4055 nucleotides long. Lineage: Eukaryota; Metazoa; Nematoda; Chromadorea; Rhabditida; Meloidogynidae. The record is from the annotation of a GenBank genome assembly.